CUGAUUCGAACUUAAAGAUAUAAAGGAUUUUGAGACAAUAUCAAUGACUGCUGGUUUAUGGAUUUCGAUCUCCCCUGCAGUAUCUAGUGGAAGAUUAGGUGUGUCGGUUAGAUCGUUUUCAUCAUAAUCUUCUUCAUCACUAAUUAAAGCAGUAUUAGGAGAAUUAUAAAAAUCAACAUCAAUGUUCUAGAAGUUCAAUUCUUAAGCCAAAGAUAUAUUCUAUGGUGCUAUUGCUUAUAAUAAUAUUUAUAUUUAUUCCAGUUAUCAAAAGAAAAAUGCGAAAUCAAUAAUAAAGCAAAAUAAUAUUAGAAAAUACCAUUAAUUCUAAAUACAAGAAUAUAUGUAAUUUUGCGUGAAGAAUCAGAUAUUUUCUAAAAAUUUCAAAUAAUGAACACAAUAAAUGCUACACAUUUUUUUAAGCCUUCGUCGUCGAUCCUAACUACGGCUAUUAUGAUAGUCCCAUCGUCAAAACCUUUUUUAUUGUGGCAGGAGAUAGUAAUAUGGCUCAUGGUAGGUAUUCUAUGCUUCAUGACCGUUAUAGGGAACAUAAUGGUCAUUUUAGCAUUUAUGAAGGAUGUUUCCAUUCGACAACCUAACAACUAUUGCAUAGUGUCUUUAGCUGCCUCAGAUUUGUUGAUCGGACUAUUUUCCAUGCCUUUUUAUACUUUGUAUUUAUUACUCGAUUAUUGGCCACUCGGCCCAUUUCUAUGCGAUUUAUGGCUCACAACCGAUUAUACCGCGUGUUUAGUCUCUCAAUACACUGUCUUACUUAUUACUGUAGACAGAUUUUGUUCAGUGCGAAUACCGGCCAGAUACAGGGCUUGGCGAACUAACAACAAACUAAAAUUUUUGAUUGUAUUUGUGUGGGUUCUUUCAUUCGGAAUAUUCUUCACGUCUAUUGUGGGUUGGCCACUUAUCACGGGGCGCAGACUGAGAGGUAUCACCGAAUGCUACGUACCAUUUCGAAAUAACAAGGUGUUCAAUACAGCUCUUAUAUUCUGCUAUUUUUGGUCCUCCUUAAUUAUCCUCCUCUACUUAUAUCACGGGAUCUAUCGAGUGGCUUAUAAGAUAGCCAAAAAAUCUGACAAUCGUAAAUUAAAUACCCUGCUCAAAGGUAACGAGAUAAUAUUUAAGACAGCUACGACAAAUUUUCCUUUGUUACGAACUCUUAGUCAGCGAGGUUCUAAGUAUCAAUCGGAUGAAGAUAGGAGGUUAAAACAAGAGAAAAAAAUUCAACAAAUUUUGGGGCCAGAUAAAACAAAACUAAUAAUUGAAGAUUAUCCAGAUGAUGAAGAUACCGAUAAUAUUAUACCUUAUGAGUCAUUUAAAAAUAAAUCCGACGAUUUGUCACCAUCUCUAAGAGCCAAGAAUAUUAAAAAUGUUAAAACUAUUAAAUUAUCGGAUAGCUACACGAAUGGCACGAGCAUUGAUAAAUCAACUUCUCGCAGUAAUUCCAAAAGUAAAAGUAUAUCCGAAAACUUUAAUGGCAAAGAUUUUAGUUUAUCCAAUACCUCCGCUCCAUUCGUCAAUUUUAACAAUGAACGUAAUCAUAGCGAUAUGGAUCUCAGUAAAUCUUUAUUUACCAGAGUAAUUAAAUAUAAUCCAAAUCAACUAAAGCUUAGAGAUGCCCCUUCACUUAAAUACAAAAGAGUAUUUAGCGAAACUCCUUCAGAUAACUCUCCAUAUUUGAGGAACAAUUCUCUUAAAUCGGUAACAGGCAACAAAUCAAUGAAUAUGACAAACUCUGUCAUAAAAAAUUCUAAGUUUCAAAAGUCGGGAUCAGAAGAUGAUAAUAGUCGAAGUAGUCUUUCAGGGCCCGUGGAUCCGUAUUACUAUUCAUGCAUUGACGAUCAUAACAAGAGAUUAGAUCAGCUAUCUAGUCAUCAAAAGUCAGUUAAAGUUAUAAGCUCUUCUACCAUAAAGGAAGAGGAAGGAAAGGGAAGUACAUUGUCAGAAAAUAAUAAAGAUAUUUUAGGCCAAGUGCAACCCAAUGCAGCACUGACUGAUUCCAAUUUUAUAGACCCUAAAUCGACGCCGACAAAAUUAUUUUCUAAAAAGACUCGACGAUUAUUACCAAAAACCCCGUUUUUUAUUCAUGCUUUUAAUAGGUUUCGUUUGAGAAAAAAUGAAGCCAAUUCAAAUAGUAAUGAUGCCCUUGUAAAACAAAAUUUAAAUACUGAUAACAAAGACAUGGUUCUAUAUGAUGAUGAUCUCUUGUCUAGAAUUUUGAUUGAAAAAAAGAAAUUGUUAAAGCCAGGAAAUUGCGAGAUAUUAUCAGAGAAGGAAUCGAAAUUAUCUAAUGAUAAAAAUUUGAACAAUAUUAAUAACAAAACCGGUAAAAUUAUCAGCUAUAAACCAGUAGACAAUUCCAAAGAAGCAGGCCAUAAGGAAAAUAACAAGAAUUUUGAACGAAUACCUGAUAACCUAAAAGUCUUGCCUAAAGUGUCUAAACAAAAUAAUUAUUAUUCAAAUGUAAGUCAACUUCUUCAACUGCCAUUCAAAGGGCCCACCAUGAUUAACGGGAAGAUUAAUAAAAGUAUAGGUCCGAGCCAUAAAAUCAAAAAGGGUUCCGAUGAAGAAAUUAUUCUAACAAACAACAAGCCUACCUUUCCAAAGCAAACCAUAGUGGUCAAAAACAUUUAUAAUAACAAUCAAAAUAAUAAAUCUAUCACUAGUAAUAUAACAAGUUUAAAAAGUACAAGUUACCCGUCUUCUUAUUUAACCUCGUUUAUGCCCUUAACCAAUGUAAGCUUCAACGAUUUUCAAGAUGCAAGCAAUGUUAAACAUGGUAAUGAGGAAAACGGAGAGAGACUAGAUAAUAAAUGUAAUGAAAACAAGGCGAAAGAAGAAAAUGAGAAGAAAAAAAGAAGUAAAAUAUCUAACACACUUGUCGCCCAUAAGGCCAGAAGUCAUAAAAAAAGGCCCCAAAAAAAUAGUAGGGCAAGAAAGGCCCUUAAAACAAUCACUUGCAUUAUGGGAGCUUUUGUGCUGUGCUGGACCCCAUAUCAUAUUCUCGAAACUAUAUGGGGUUUUUGCGAUAGUUGUCAAAUUAAUCCUCAUUUUUACGCCUUUACUUAUUGGCUCUGUUACUUAAAUAGUCCUCUUAACCCCUUCAUGUAUGCUUUGGCUAACGUGCAUUUCAAGCAAGCUUUUAUUAAAUUAUUAAACUGUAAAAAAAUAGACUAAUAACUAGUAAAAUGAGGAUAGAUAGGAUGUGCAAUAACGGCGAAUCAGAAUCAGCAUUAGGACAAUACAAUUAUUGACAUGUUAAAAAUUAUCUCGGUAUCUAUGCAUAACAUCAACUCGAUCGGAUCCGGAGAUUUAUUGCCAUAUUAUGAUAUUUUGAUAUAUAAAUGAAAUGUUCAUAUUCUUAUUGCCAAAAUAAAUUAUUAAUUGAACAUAAAA
Messenger RNA from Gordionus sp. m RMFG-2023, 3405 nucleotides. Its product is annotated as probable muscarinic acetylcholine receptor gar-1. Gene Ontology annotation, molecular function: neurotransmitter receptor activity; G protein-coupled serotonin receptor activity. The record is from RefSeq and is a predicted model, not a curated record. Gene Ontology annotation, cellular component: plasma membrane; dendrite. The transcript is spliced from 3 exons. The coding region runs from base 388 to 3186 and encodes 932 amino acids. Gene Ontology annotation, biological process: synaptic transmission, cholinergic; G protein-coupled receptor signaling pathway, coupled to cyclic nucleotide second messenger. Lineage: Eukaryota; Metazoa; Nematomorpha; Gordioida; Chordodea; Parachordodidae.